Molecule: messenger RNA, 1926 nt
Organism: Stegodyphus dumicola
Lineage: Eukaryota; Metazoa; Arthropoda; Arachnida; Araneae; Eresidae
Gene: Cdc16
Product: cell division cycle protein 16
Biological process (GO): positive regulation of mitotic metaphase/anaphase transition; anaphase-promoting complex-dependent catabolic process; cell division
Cellular component (GO): cytoplasm; anaphase-promoting complex
Molecular function (GO): protein binding
Source: RefSeq, a predicted model, not a curated record
CUUUUGUAUAUUUAUGAUGGCGGGUGAAAGCGAAGAGAGCUUACAAUCAUUUCCUACAAAAAAGGAAAAUAGCUCUGCAUCAACUGAAGUAAACCUCGAUGCCCUGCGGAAAAGAGUUCGGAACUACAUCGAUUUGCAUCUGUACCAAGCUGCAAUUUUCUGGGCUGACAAAGUUGCAUCAGUAUCAAAUGAUGAUACUUCUGAUAUUUAUUGGCUAGCUCAAAGUUUAUAUUACAGUGGUCAGUACCAUAGAGCUGCUGUUUGCAUUAAGUCGAGAAAUCUUCACAAAACAGAUUCAGGGUGUAGAUACUUAGCUGCAAAAUGUCAUUUUGCUGGAAAAGAUUAUAAAGAAGCAUUAGAUGUCCUUAGUGUUGUUGAUCAAAAUACUACAAAUAAUUCAAAUGAAAAUAUUGCAAAUGAAUCACUCGAGUCAGAUAUUGCUAGUGCUAUUUUGUUAUUAAAAGGUCAGAUAUAUGAAGCUAUGGACAACAGAGGACUAGCAUCAGAAUGUUUUCGGGGUGCUUUACAACAGGAUGUAUACUGUUAUGAUGCUUUUGAAUCCCUCGUGCAGCAUCAAAUGCUUACUAAAGAAGAAGAAGUUGAUCUUUUGAAAUCAUUACCUUUUCAUGUUCAGUGUCCAGAUAGUGAACCAAAUAUUGUAAGCUUUUUAUAUGAAACACAGUUAAAAAAAUAUGAUAAGCCUAGUGAAUUAAUAAUACCACCAGAAUUAUCUUCAUUGUCUGGAAAUCUAGACAUUGGAACAGCUCUGGCUGAGAGGUGUUAUUACAAUUGUGAUUAUGAACAGUGUUUUAAUCUUACAACUUCCAUUCUCAAUAAAGAUCCAUUUCAUCUAAAUUGUUUGCCUAUACAUAUAUCGUGUUUAAUGGAACUUGACAAAACAAAUGCUCUUUUUUACUUGGCACACAAAUUAGUUGAUCUGUACCCAGAAAAUGCAGUUUCAUGGUAUGCUGUUGGGUGCUAUUACCUACAGAUAGCGAAAACAGAUGCAGCAAGACGUUAUUUAAGUAAAGCAACAACAAUUGACAGAGUGUACGGGCCAGCUUGGCUUAUGUAUGGACAUUCUUUUGCCAUUGAAAAUGAACAUGAUCAGGCCAUGGCAGCAUACUGCAGGGCAUCACAGUUAAUGAAAGGCUGUCACUUACCUCUAUUGUAUAUUGGUUUGGAAUAUGGCUUAUCAAAUAACAUCAAGCUGGCUGAAAGGUUUUUUACACAAGCUCAGUCCAUUGCACCUGAGGACCCUUUUGUUUUACAUGAACUGGGAGUUGUAGCUUUCCAGAACCAAGAUUAUGAAGCUGCUUUGAAUUAUUUUCAAGAUUCUUUGGGGCGGAUUCAAACAAGUAAACAGACUGUUUUACCUGAGAAAUGGGAGGGGUUAUUAAAUAAUUUAGGUCAUGUUUGCAGAAAACUGAGGAAGUAUGAAGAAGCCUUAAGUUAUCAUGAACACGCAUUAAUGCUUAUACCUCAGAACCCAUCAACAUUUGCAGCCAUUGGAUUUGUUCAUAGUUUGACAGGAAAAUGGGCUGAAGCUGUUGAAUAUUUUCAUAAGGCCUUAGGACUUCAAAGAGAUGAUGUUUUUUCUAAUACCAUGCUAACAGCUGUGAUAGAACAACUAGUCAAAGAAACUUCACCAUGUGUAGAUACACCAGAUGAGCUUCCAGAAUAUUUAUUCCCUUCUGAAGUAUCUUCUGAUACUUGUAAUCCUAAUGAAGAGUCAGGUGACAUAAUGACUGAAAUAAUCACAGACUUUAUUCAAUCACUAAGUGAUCAAACUCAUAAUUCAACUAUAUCCAUGGACGUUGAAAUGGAAGGUGUAGAAUGAAAUCAUCAAAUUAUAUAAUUUUUUAUAGACUGCAUAAACUUGUUUACUAUAAACAAAACAAAUGCCAAAUAAAUAUUAUUACUUUU